GUCUGGCUGUCCACCAGAGACAUCCCCUCUAGAGCUGCCUCCCGAAAGUUGUCCCCACGUUUCACCGGCCCCUAUGAGAUCAUCUCCAUCGUCAGUCCCACCACCGUCCGUCUCCGCCUCCCAUCUCACUCCCGAGUCCAUCCCACAUUCCACGUUUCUCAGAUCAAGCCUGUCAUCUCUAGUCCCUUGUGCCCUCCGGCCGAACCCCCUCCACCCACCCAGGACCACCACGGACGUCAGAUCCAACGGAUCGUGGCCUCCCGUCCACGUGGUAGAGGUUUCCAAUACCUCGUGGACUGGGUUGGUCGCGGUCCCGAGGAUCGGUCCUGGCUCCCUGGUUCCGCCAUCCCCGACCUGUCUCUCAUUAGCUCCUUCCUUGCUUCUCGACCCUCCACGUCCUCCUCGUGGUCGCCAGGAGGCGACCCUUGAGGGGGGGGUGGUGUCAGGACUCAGCCGGCAGGGCCGGGCAGCACGCUGCCGGCUCUGCCGUCUCUGCUUCUUCCACAGGUGUUCGGGGUUGACUGUUGGGCGGAGCACGCACACCUGCGGGCAGUUGAGCAGCACUGGGCCCCGCUAUAAGAACUGCGCUCGAACAGCGGGAGGAUGCCAGAGUGUUACCGUUGUGGUUCACUCCCUGAGCGCUGACGUCUCCUCUCGUGCUCCUGCGAGCUCUCCCGUGAUCCCUCUCGUGCUCCACUGGUUACCUUCUGAGUCGGCUUCCCCGGACCCCAGGUACCCCUCUGACGAUCUUCUGGUUCCUCCUGCUGUUCUGAUCCCUUGGAUUCCCCCGGUGCUGCUCGGACCCGCUCCUGCCCCAGCUUCCCACGGACACCCGUCUCCUCCACCGUGUGCUAGGCUGAGACCGCACUGCCCCCUCCCCGGUCAGGUUCCCAGCGCUUCGUGUGUGUUCCGGUUCCCUGGUCCCCGUUCGUGUGCCCCAGCGUCUGCUGUGGCAGAUUAGCUCUCGUCCUCCCCGUUGUUCCUUGUAAAUAAAACCCGUGAAGUC
Molecule: messenger RNA, 1006 nt
Organism: Fundulus heteroclitus (mummichog)
Lineage: Eukaryota; Metazoa; Chordata; Actinopteri; Cyprinodontiformes; Fundulidae
Exons: 2
Coding region: 74-961 (295 amino acids)
Source: RefSeq, a predicted model, not a curated record